AUCGACAUCUCGCAUCCAUCUCGUGCUAGGCAUUGGGGUCACAUGACAUCCUAAGAACCACCCUCCAUUUAUGAUAAGCCUGCUCCGAUGCGUGGCAGCCAUGAGUAGUCGUAUUUUCUCCAAACUCAACCGGAGACCCGUCGAGUUCAAAGUACAAUUUCACUGGCUAUAAAUAUAACGUAGAGGGUUCCGUUUCGGAACACAGUGUUCUCUAGGGAUAAAGUCCACUCUUGUCGUCGUCAAUGACCGACAAGCUUUUGAAUGGUGUGAAGCAGGCCGAGAGCUCGAGCAAAAGCGGUAAUAAACAACUAUGAUCGCUUGCAGAUCGUGUUUGUUACAUCACGCACAUUCAAAAUAAUCACAGGUGAGCUGUUUAACUGUUUCCUGCUUUGCUCUUAUCGUGCAGACGAUGCUGACAACGGGGCCUGCUUGAUAUGUGGGGACAAGGCUACAGGCAAGCACUAUGGAGCGUCGAGUUGCGAUGGAUGCAAAGGUUUCUUCCGAAGGAGCGUGAGAAAGAAUCAUGUUUACGCCUGUCGCUUUCAAAGAGCUUGUGUGAUCAACAAGGACAAACGAAAUCAGUGCCGCUACUGUCGGUUGAGAAAAUGUUUUCGGGCUGGCAUGAAGAAAGAAGGUGAGAAAAAUCUAUUCAUCGCGCUCAGCCAUUGCUUUCGACGUAAUCCAUAUACGUGCUCAAUCGUAAAUUCUUCACAAAGGUUGACGUUUGCUUUUAUGUGAUUUACAAAUACUAUGGUUUGAGAAGAAGCUAACCCUUUGGUGCCAUUGUAACCCAACUCUGUUCAGAACUUUUAUCAUAUUAUAAGCAUUUUAAUUUCUCUUCAAGUGAUAAAUCUCGUCGAAGCGAGUACCGGCUCUAUCUUUUAAUAAGCAACUUCGCGUGUCGACAGUUUGUUGUCGAAAUGCAAAUAGGAAGAUCUUGAAAAUAAUAAAAUAAUCCCGGGACACGGUUUAAGGACAAAAGCACAUCGUAUAUCUUCAGUUUACAUAUACAAAUAUAUUUAAAACAAAAAACUGAUCGGAGCGGAUUCAAAGUUAUAUAUAUUUUUCACUGAAUCAGUCUACCAAAAAGUCUUGAUGUUCACCGUUUGACGCCGAGAUUUCGUGCAGACGCAAAGUUAUAUUGCGUUACCACUUCAAAAUUUAUUGUAUUUUGUAUAAAGAAAUCCAAACCACUUUGUGUAUUAGCUUCUGAUAAUAUUUAAAAUGGACUCCAACGCUUUAAAAUCAACACUUUACACAAUGUUUGCGAACGACCAAUGGCCCUCUUUCACUUGAUAUUUUGAAGUCGCAGAAUUUUGUUUUAUUUUGAGAGGGGUAAUACAGCACGUGAUAUGCAGCCAAAGAGAGAACUGAAUUUUUAGAUUAAAAAAGUAGAGGCAUAGCCCCUCUUGUAAAUUUACAAGUUUACAUUGUUGAAAUCAACAAUUAAGGUCUAUUUGCUCAAAUUUCUUUGCAAACCACUAAGGAUGACAUCCAAUUUAUAAUAUGUUCAUUGAAAAAAUGGCUUGAAGGUGCAAAUUUAUAUCAGCAGAAAAAUGCAUGAAUUUUGAUUGGUCUUUAUUAAUGUUUGAUCUAGUGGAGGACAGACGCAUAGCUGAUGUUUCUUUUUUAAAAAAUUUGCAUCUUGUUAAAUAAAACAAGUAGAUUCCAUGUUGCCGUCAACAACAUGAUGUCAAAGUGUGGUAAAAACAUCAGUGACAUGUGGGUCUGUGCCUUGUUUACCACUUGUUUGUUCAUACCACAUUUUGACGUCAUCUGUGACCCAUUACUAAACAGACACAGCAGCAUGGAGUCUGUUUAUUAAGUGGAAUGUUAAGGAAUAAUUGAUCACUUUUCAUUCAACUGCCAAAAUGUGAUUCAUUUUUUAUGCAAACUUCAGACAUUGUAAUUUCCUGUUAGAAGCUUUACCACUGAGCUACAGAGGUUCACAUACAUCAAGUUUCCUUCAUAUAGUUAAGACAAAUUUUUGUUAAGUUAAUGCUCAAAAUUGACAAACAAUUUUUUCAUCCAUUGAUUCAAACUGUUGUGUUGUUUAUUUUGGUUUAAACUCCUUCACUACAACUGAAAACUUCUUACCAAUGUAGCUGGUCUGAAAAAAAAAAAUUAAUGUAUCAGAAAGAUAGUACCUAUGAUUUAAAGUAUGCAGCCUCCUCUUAAACAAAUACCAGAGAGAUGUUAAUAUCUACCUUGUUGAGAACUUGGAUAUUUUCUUUGUUCUAUGCCUAUGACAAGUUCUUAAUAGCCUUUAAGGUGACAGUAUGUAGGUUCAGGAACAGUCAGAAAAAUUAGUAAAGUAGAGUAUUCAACCUUCCAACUUCUAACAUGUGAGGAAUAAUUCUCCCUUCUGAAUGCCUUACAUCUCUUUGUGAUUUAGAAAAAGAAUUUGGUCAAGAUAACCAUCUGUAGCUCUCCAGCUGCUGAAUAAUAUAUUGACAUGGCAAGGAGAAGUUGCUUGUUAAUCUCUUUUGGGAUUUAAAGGAGUCUUGUUGUUUAUUUUCUGCGACACAAAAAUUAUUUCUGUGCCCAAAAUUCUUGUUUUGCAAGAAAAAAAAACCCAUCAAAAUGAGGAGUAUAAAUCUUAAAUAACAAAGCCAUUAAGGAUUAAAAAGAUUAAUAGGGAUUAGAAUCGAAAAGCCUGAAAAAUUUUAAGUGAAAUAUUCAGGAUAUAACUGCUGUAGAUCUAAAAAAAGGAACAAAAAUAUCAUCGCUACAGUGGCAUCAGAGAUUUUUACCAAGUUUGUGUUAACAUCAGUCAUUUCAUCAAAUGGCAGCUUAGCUGAAGUGUCAUGUGUCACAGUUUUGAUAUAGAGGUCCUCAGUUCAAGUAUCUCUCUGACAGUAAGGUGGAUUUUGUGCUUUAACUCUUUCAUUUCCAAUAUUAGAAUGGAGUUUCUUAGUGGUAAACAUAUAUUUUUUGACCAGCACUGAGAAUUUGCUGCUACAAUAAGGCAAAAUUAUUUCCUGACUCUCAUUAUCUUAAUGGUUUACAGUGUUUGAAACACAUCAUUCUGUGAGAAAAAGGGUUGUUAAUCUUUUUUAUUUGGUUUUGAAAUUUUUCUCUCAGACUGUCUCAGUGGGGCACUAACAAACUUAGAGAAACUCCUAAAUAGCAAAUUGUAUAUUAUUUGUUGAAUUACUAAAAAUCCUGUGGUCCCAUAUUCUAAGGCUUUCAUUUUCAUGAGCUCUGAUUUUAUCCUGGCUUGAAGGGUCUACUUCAGUCACAAGUUUAUUUUCAUUUGUAUUUAACAGUUGUCAAUCAAUCAGUGUAAAAAUGAAUCUUUUAUUUCUACUUUUAAUGCCUAUGAGCUAAAAGCUCAAUCCAGAUGAGUUGUUAACAAAAAUAAUUAAGAAAGUAAAAUAUAAAGAUUAAUGAUAAGAUAUUCACACAAUUAUAGUGUUACAGAGACAUAUCCAGCCACUAAACAACUUAAAAGUUUUAAAUAAUGCAUUAGUUUUUCUUGUCUUCUUGCCACUCUGUGAAAACUACCCCUUCCACAUCAGCGAGACAAAAGUUUGCUAAGAUGUUAAUCCUUUAACUCCCAAGAUCUCAUUCAGUGAUUAUCCUUACUGUCUGUCCUACAAUUCUUAAAAUGUUAGUAUGAAGAAUUUGGUAUUGCAUCAUUUAAUAAUCUCCUAACUGAUAUUAUUAUUUUUCUUAUCUCUUUCCUGUUUGAUAUUGCAUUGAUAUUGAAAGGAGAAAUUUUCUGUUGGUCAAUCAUGGGAGUUUAAGGUAUAGAAUUAUCCUAAAGGUGAUAGAAAUUGCACUUUUUUGUAGCUGUUCAAAAUGAGAGGGACACAAUUUCAAAAAGGCCACGUGGGGAAGAAGCAGACAGCAAGUUUGGGCUCACCACAGAUGUUUUAUUGUCAGCUGAGAUUUUGUCACGACCAGCAACUUCACCUCCAGGUAAAUGCCCUUUAUAUGCCAUAUCUAAGAGAUAACUUUCCUUACCUGUAAAGUGUAUAUCUUUUUUGUCUUGAACUUUCUUGGGUUCCUAGGUGCUACAGGUGUAUAUUCAAACAGUAUUUACCAGUAGAUAAUUUUCUUAAUUCUCAUUAUCUAUAUUUUUGAUUAUGUACUUUAUGAUAGUUGGGAGAGUUCAGGUUCUGAUCAAUGCUAAGGUCAAGUAGUUAAAUCUUACAGAUUUUACAUAGUUAAUUGAAUUAAAACUUCUAUUAUGAUCUGUUGGGGUGAAAAGGUAGUUUUUUUUGUUCACUCUCCUUUGAUAUCAAAUUUCUUUAAAAAGGAAAACAAGCGAUUUACGUUAACUCAGUUUUAGGUCAUCUAGAAAACAGAUAAUAAGAAUAAUCAAACUUAGGAAUUUUUUAUCUUUUUAUCUUAAUCUAAUAUCAAAUUCUGGUAACUUACUCACAUGUAAAUAUGUAGCAGCUAGAGGAGAGAAUUGACAAUCAGAUCUUGGGAGUUAAUGGGUUUAAUUGAUGGUUUUGUAGGGGAAGAUGGAGGGGGGAGGAGAAAGAGGGAAAAUGCACGCAGGGGUAUCACAUGUACACCUAGUUCUAUCCCCUUCUCCCCCACCUGGAGCCUUGUUAUUGGUGGGUGCAUUUUUAUAUAAUGUGGGGGCAUAUCACUUAAUCUUGUUUGUAGAUCAUCAAUUACAGUGAUUUUCACUCCCCCCCCCCUUCUUUAAAAUUUGUUUUUUACCCUAACAAAAAUUGACUUUAUCUAAUAUCAGUUUUACUGAAUUUUAUGUUAAAUAGUAGAAACCCUCAGCAUGGAUAAGGAGGCAAACUACAGUGACAUUUGUGAAUCAAUGCGUCAACAACUCCUGGUCCUUGUGGAAUGGGCCAAACACAUACCUGCCUUUUGUGAACUGAUGCUUGAUGAUCAGGUUGCCCUAUUAAGGGCGCAUGCCUCUGAACACUUAAUAUUGGGUGUUUCACGACGGUCUAUGAGUCUAAAGGAUGUUUUGUUACUUGGAAAUGACCUUGUCAUUCCAAGAACAGCGGCUGAUGCUGAGGUGCGGAGAAUAUCAACUCGUGUACUGGAUGAAGUGGUUGAGCCAAUGAAAGAGUGGAAUGUUGACGAUACAGAACAUGCUUGCCUUAAGGCUAUUGUAUUCUUCAAUCCUGGUAUGUUUUAAAAUUUGAAGCAUGCUAAAGUACUGAAAAAUUACAUUAACCAACAGACAAGAGAAGAAAAGACAUGGUAGAUUUUGAGCAAAUGAAGAAAAUAGUGUGUUUUAUCACAAACAUGCAAUGAAGAAAAUUUUGGACUUUCUCAGAGGGAAAUGAACAACACAGACCUUCUUAUUUCUCUGUAUGAUGUUUUACCACUGAGCUGCAGACAACUUGUUUGCAAGCCUGGGCAUUACUAGCAAAUUACUCUUAAAAGGAGUUAAAGCACCAGCAGGAAACUAUGAGCAAAAAGAAACCAAAAAAGACAUCAAUGCAGUUUUCAGUAUAAAUUUUAUUUCCAUGGCUGUUGAAAUGAAAAUUGAUAUUGGUCAUCAACAUUUUCUUCCCAUUAGAUCAUAUUCAUGUGGCUUUUGUGCUAUAAAAAUCUUUUUUUACUUUCCCUUUCAUAUUGUGUGAGAGUUGAAUUACUUACCUGUAUGUCUUGUGGUUUUCAUAACUUCACAUGUCAUACUCCAGUUAAUUCAGUGGACAUGAGAACAUGCCCAUCAUGUGAUAGACUUGUGAAAAUUUACUGUGAUUUAAUGAAAUAGAUCCUCUUAGAAUGUAAAAGUGUGAUGCAGAGUUAAGCCUAUUGGUAGUGGUGUGAUGAGCAGUGAUCUUUGUAAUCUCUAAUGAUAAUCAGUUAAGGAAAGAAAUAUGUUAUUGGAUUAUGUGGCAUAUGUGACUAAAUUGUGACUGGUUAUAAAUAUCUUUUUUUUUAAUAACUGAAAGUUGUUGCAUAAAGAAGAACUUCAACAACUCAGAUGUAAAUAUUAAAACUAGAGGGUGAGAGCAGAAAACAUUUAACCUUUAACUCCCAUGAGUGACUAAUACAGAUUUUCUUCUUACAAUAUCAAUACAAUAUUAAGCAGACAAGUGAUGAGAAUUGAGUAAAGUAUCAAUUAGUGGAUGGUCAGGUGAUUCAAUGCCACAUUCUCUGAACUGACAUCAUAACAAUUUGUGCUUUGUAGAUGCCAAGGGACUUAGUGAUUCUCAGAAAAUCAAAUCUUUAAGAUUUGAAGUUCAAACAAUGCUGGAAGAUUACAUUGCUAAAGAUCAGUAUGACAGCCGUGGAAAGUUUGGUGAAUUGCUUCUUAUGCUGCCAACAAUGCAGAGUAUAGCCAAAGAGAUGAUCGACCAAGUGCAGUUUGCUAGGCUGUUUGGUAUGGUGAAGGUUGACAGCCUUCUUUCAGAAAUGCUACUUGGAGGUUAGUUUGGCAAGUUUGACUGAAUUGCUGUCAAUCCCAUGACCUGAAUUUGCUAGAUAAGCAGCCCACAAUCUUGUGAAGAGUUAACCUCAGGCUUAAAUAAGUUAAAAUUAAUUUCUUGGUAAUUGUUGUUAACAAAGAUUUUUUAAAAUGUGUAAGAAUCAGUAAAUUUCCUGCUCUCAGUAGAUAUUAUUACUUGCAGAAGAUAACUGUAUGGAGAAUUUUACUAUUUCAUUCAAAUAGUGUACUGUAAUCCAAAUCUUAGAUUGAAAUGAGUAACUACUCAGCAUAAAAUUGUCAGGAGACAUGGCUGCUCGAUGGUUAAUAGGCUGGACUCAGGGUUGAGAUGUCUGAGUUAAAGACCCUGCCAGGUCAACGUGUUGUGUGCUUGGGUAAAACAGUGCCUCUCUUCACCCAGGAGUAUGAAUGGGUACCAGCAAUUUGUCAGGGAAGCCUGAUGAAAUGCAAGGGGGGGGGGGGCAACCUUGUAAUGGACUUGCAUCUCAUCCAGGGAGGGAAUUAUGAUACUUCUGGUCACUUCAUACUCAGGAAACUGAGAUAAGCUCUUGCUGGAGUACAGACUUUACCUUAAUCAUGAAAUUAAUGAUGCUGAUUGAUAGACUUCCUAUUUACAGUCAAAAUGAACAAGAUGUAAUUUCUGGUGAUUUGUUUUAUCAGGUACCAACAUUGCUGAACAAUUGGAUGCAGCAAGUAUUGUUCCUAUGGCAUCACCCCCUCCACCUGCUGUUCCAACACCUCAGUCACCAGUUAACCCUCUCCCUCCAAACCGCCCUGACCUAUUCAGUCCAGGAUUAGUGAAUGUUCCGGGUCCAAGUGUGGCAGGUCCGAUGCAAUCAGUACCAAUGGUCCAGGACAGGAAAUAUGUCCCAGGGCCCUCAACAGCACUCCCAGGCGGUGUUGUCCCAAAGACAGAGAGAUUUGACACGUGACAAUUAAGAUGGAGUGGGGUUGUAUCUGGAGGCUUAUCUCACACACAGCAGACUUGAAAAGAAGUGAUAUCAAGCCCUCUUGCAGCUCUGUGUCACUGCAUCAAGAUUGCCCGUCAAAAAAGGCUCCUUUCUCAUGCAAACUUGUCUUGAGUUCAUUGUUUACUAGAAUUUUUCUCUAAGUACCAACCUCACAUGCAAGGUGGAUAUUAAAUUGAUGCAGUGAAGGACAAGAUUUUGUUUAACUAACCCGUUUUUUUGCCCUGUGGAAUAACAUAUACAACUUUAUAGGAGACACUGCAAGCAGGGUUUUAGAGGAAGAUGGUAAAUGUAGUUAAGUUAAAAGUAGCAGCAAAUUCAGGAAUUGGCAAAUUUGUUUGUAAAUUAAUUAAUGUAUUGUACAGUGUGUGAAAUAGUUAUUUAAAUUGGCUAAUAAGAAUAUUAGUAUGUUUAGUAGGCUUAGGAGUAAAAGAAAGAAAUGAGGGAGGUACUUCGUUCAGUUUGUUAGAAAAGCAUUUGAGAGUAUCCACACACAUUACUCUGGUUAUGACUGGCCAUAGAAGUUCUGAAAAAUUCACCAAAUAAGGAUAGGUUUUAGAGAGAGUAAUUCACAAUGAGGUCUGCAUGUGAUCAAAACUGUGGCCCUCACUGUCAUGUCAGAUCCCGUCAGAAUAUCUUUUUCCAUAUUCUGAUAUUCAUGCUGUGGUAUUAGUAUAAAGAUGUUGGGAGGGCCAUUUAGGGUGAAUCAAAAACAAUUUUUAUCGUACAGUAGUUGAUCAUAAAGCACAGUCUCACUGGCUAAUAAAAAGUACCAUUAUUUUUGUAUGUAGUUAGCUCAAAAAAAAGGGUAAUUUUAAAAUGACUCAUUGUGUACAUUGUUUGAGGCCAGCUGCAACUUGGUUUAGGGUUGUAAGUUGUAUUUAUUUCUUCUUUCUAGAAGCAGGGUUGACUUGCAUAGAUAGCUUCUUAAAGCUGACUACGAAAAUUAUUGGUAUAAAUUUGUUCCUGUUUGUAUGGUAUUAUCCAGCUCAGUGCAAAGUCUUAGAGAUUUUUUCUAAUUCCCCCCCCCCUUAAUUUUCACCUAAGAAAGUUUGACAUUGCUCAAAAGAAUUUACAAUGUAAAAUAUGCAGAUCUGCUCAAUAAGUUUGAAUCUUCAUUUGGAAAGCCAUGGUAAUUUGUUUGAAGAUUUUUAAUUUCUUUACCCAUAUCCCAAAUAUCUUCCAUGACAGAGUUGUUAGUAGUUAACUAACAAAUCAUGUUAGCUGUUGGUUCCCAAACAUGUGUGCAAGUCGGAAUUACAUGAUUAUCUUCCUGACUUUAGGUUAAAGAUCUCUGCCUUCCAUUUUACAUUUGUAUCAGUUACUUUAUUUACAAAUCAAAUCCCAAGAACAAGUUAUCUUAAAUAAACAUUUAAAACUUGUCAUAUAAUUUGUUAGUAAAAGAAGGAAUGAUCACUGUAGCUGACCAGAUCAUUACAAACAUUAGUCUUUGUAGUCCUUCACUGUUCUGUAGAUUUGCUUUCAUUGGGAUUAAGUUGUUUAGGAGGUCAGUACUUCUUUAGAGGUAUUUUGCAUGUUCUCUCCAUAUUUUGUACAUAGAAAAUAGUAAUAAAUGAGAAUUAUUUUGGAUGCACUGUAUUAUAAAUAGCUUGGUACCAUAUAGAGUAAGGUAGUUUGUAAUUUUGAGUGACAUGCUUCAGUCAAGUUGCCUUUCUCUUAGUAUUUCAGACAAGUUAGAGCAAGCAUAAUGAACUAUCCAUGCGAACUUAUUACUUACUUCCUUCCAAACCACAUUAUUUUACAAUUAUGAACUGCCCAUCAACAUAAAUAACAUAUCAAAUGUUCUGCCCUGAUGGAGUAAUGUCUUUAUCUCUGUCUGAUAAGCCAUGAUCAUGAGCUUCAGUGAAGAUACCACAAUCUGCAGAGCUCACUUGUCUAUUGCAUUGUUCAGGCUAUCCUGGAUCAAAGAAAGAAAUUUGCCUUACACUGAUGCAUCAAAGCCUUGCACACCUGUUCACUAAAAUGAAAAUUCUCUCUUAAAUCAAAGUUAGAUUUGAUGUAGAUGGGACAGAACCUAACAACCCAGAUCCGCUGGUUUCCCCAAACCUUAUGCAUACUGCCAGUCAAAUUUCAAAGAUUCAUUUACUUGCUCUAACUCUCAUGGUAUUGCAUUGAUGCAGAGGAAUAACUUCACUAGCAAUUUUUCUGUUUAAAAUUGUCGUUCAGUGUAUCUAUAUUAUUUUCUUAAAUGGGAUCAAGAGGUAUUUUUAUGCUGUUUGCAGUUUAUUAGCAUUGUACACAUCCACAGACAAGACAAUAUCAGGAG
Messenger RNA from Pocillopora meandrina, 9634 nucleotides. NCBI's taxonomy places the organism in Eukaryota, Metazoa, Cnidaria, Anthozoa, Scleractinia, Pocilloporidae. The record is from the annotation of a GenBank genome assembly.